Molecule: messenger RNA, 857 nt
Organism: Fundulus heteroclitus (mummichog)
Lineage: Eukaryota; Metazoa; Chordata; Actinopteri; Cyprinodontiformes; Fundulidae
Gene: txndc17
Product: thioredoxin domain containing 17
Exons: 4
Coding region: 117-488 (123 amino acids)
Cellular component (GO): cytosol
Molecular function (GO): protein-disulfide reductase [NAD(P)H] activity
Source: RefSeq, a predicted model, not a curated record
GUGGUACUUGAACUUCGGAUUUUUUGUGUGUGACAGAUUCAGCUUUCAAACGUGAGAGAGUUGUAGCUCAGAGCUUAAGUUAAAAUCAUAUAUUUCCCCCCACUUCAGGCGAAACGAUGCCCCGUUAUGAAGAAGUGAAUGUGCACGGAUAUGAUGAGUUCAAUAAGGCGGUGUCUGAGAGAAAGGGGAAGGAUAUUUUUGCAUAUUUUUCAGGCGAUAAAGACGCUGAGGGAAAAAGCUGGUGUCCAGAUUGUGUCAAAGCUGAGCCGGUUGUCAGAGGAGAGCUGACUCAUCUUCCUGAGGGCUCCGUCUUCAUCUACUGUCAGGUUGGAGAUAGACCUUAUUGGAAGGAUCCGAACAAUGAUUUCAAGAAGACCCUGAAGUUGACUGGAGUUCCCACCUUGCUGCGAUAUGGCACACCUCAGAAGCUGGUGGAGGACGAGUGCUUCAAACCAGAACUGGUGAAGAUGAUGUUCACUGAAGACUGAAUGGCUUUUUAAAUUGCUCAUAAAAAGCCAGCAUUUCCUCACUAAUUAACCGUUUACACUGUUUAAUUCAAGCACUUACGAAUCAUCCAGUUUUGACAGUGGUAUAAUUUAUUGCUGAUGAAUUAUCUGCUGCGCAUUAACAAAAAAGACAACCAGUCCGUAGUAUGCAGCUCUCCUGCUCAUCCUUUUAUUUCAAAGGAUGCCUUUGGCUCCCUGAUUUUUCUGUGCAAUCAACAAAUAAUGUGAUGCAUAUGAAAACACACAAACAAAGCUUUUGAUAUUGUUAUAAUUUUGCAUUGCCUUGCAAUUGAACUUGAAUAAAAGAACACUUGAUGUUGCACAAUUAAAUUGUAAUUUUAGGUGUCACUA